AUGUUCUCCCAGCAGAACAUGAGUGAGAGUGAGAUUAUUGAGAAGUUGAAGGAGAGGGGAAUGACCGGCCUCGAUCUUUCCCUGCCAACUAUCAUCAUUCGCCAUAAAGCCUCCAACGUGGGACAGGCACAAGCCGUUGUCCUCCAGGCCUACGAGCGGCUCUCAAGUACGGCUAUUGCAAGUGUCGAUCCCGCUGGAGUCGACAAGUACCAUUAUCAUCAUGCUCCGGCACCCAUAACCAAGAUCGUGACCACUGAAGGCAGCAGUCUCAAGAUCACAGAUAAUACCGGCCGUGUUCUCAUGAUCGCCAAGUCCAGUACAUUUCUUCCCAUCACUUACCAGAUGAGACGCUUCACAACUACUGCACCCUCGUUCACCCUCUUUCCAUUGCUUCCUCGUGAAAUUAGGCAUGAGAUUUGGGCUCUUUCUGCUGCACCCCGAGUCUUGGUAGCCAAUGAGUCCUACGCAUCUCCACCGAUAGUUGAUAGUGACGGGGUUGAACAUCGUCGAGACUUUCGAGUCUUUGUUAUUCGGCCUUCGGUGACCGAGGCAAGUGGUGAAGCCGCUGAAUUUCUUCGUGCAAUGGGGGUGUAUAAACACGUUUGCUAUCAAGUUUGUGGUCGGAAGCGGUCGUUUCUCUUCAAUCCAGAAACAGACCUCCUCGAAGUUUCUACGGAGCUUAACCGCAUCGGUUGGCCACCAGGGCUAACACUGGAUGAAGUGCUGUACCGCACAGAGAAGUCAUCUAGUUUGUCUGUGAUCAAACGCUUAGCUUUGCAGCUGCCACACUUUGAGAACUCCUUUCCAUGGUCUGUUCUAAGCAUGGAGGGCAUGACCUCGCUGCAAGAGCUGUACGUAUGGGGCUUCAUCGUGGCUGCUGAGAGAGAGAGACCAUUUGACAUUCGACUGGAGUUUGUGGACCUCGAGGGAGACAGGGACGAACUCUGCCCAGCCUUUCCGUCGCCAGAGGGUUUUCGACUCUAUGGUAUACCUGCUAUGUUGGCUGUCUGCGAGUUUGUUGUAAAGCCUGAUGAGCAACAACAUCUCUUUGACUUGUGGAUGUUGAUUGGUCGUGGUCUGCGAAGCUCUCCGUGUUUUCCUGACCGUGUCACACUUAACCUCCGCUAUGUUUAG
Messenger RNA from Amorphotheca resinae ATCC 22711, 1134 nucleotides. RefSeq lists its product as hypothetical. Bases 1 to 1134 code for a protein of 377 amino acids. Lineage: Eukaryota; Fungi; Ascomycota; Leotiomycetes; Helotiales; Amorphothecaceae. The transcript is spliced from 2 exons. The record is from RefSeq and is a predicted model, not a curated record.